GCGCAACCCAAUUUCAUAUAUAGCAAGUUUGUGGCCGUCUAUGUUUUUGCUAAGGUCGACUGUGUGAAUCAGAUUAUGGUUUUCUUUCUUUGCUGCUGCGCCAUAAAUCAUGGUUCUUGUCAUCUCUGCUCACAGGGAUAUUAUGAUGGGUGUUGUGGAUAGAUGGGAAACUUCCCCACCAGAAGAAAAAGACCAAGUCCUACAAUUAUUUGUUGAUGAUGUACAACUCAAUCUAAACAAUCUUGCAUAUGAAUCUAAGGAUGAUUUACUUGCAGAUUUGGAAAUCAUCAAAAAGCUUAAUUCAAUAUUCGAACCUCAAAGAAUGAAGCACCAAGAAGAUAUCUGCAAUGUUCUACUUGAUCAAACCAGAGCAAUGCAGGGAAUACUCAAGCCAGAUGGUUUCUCUCCCUGGGUACAUUUUUCUGAAGAUGUUCUUAUUAAACUGAUACAACUUCUAAUGGCAGAUAUGUUAAGCUCAGGAAAAGGCAAAGAAAUUAAGAAGUGGAUGAAACAGAAGAUGGAGGAUGCUGGAAGCAAAGAGGAUAUUUCAAAGUAUCUAUACCGUUCCGAAGAAAAGGAACAGUCUUUAAUUUAUUCAUUACAGGAAAUGGGAGCCGAGGUUGAAAAUCUAAAGAAAGCCAAGCUAGUGGAUAAGAGUCGGGGUUUCAUAAUAGGAAAAUGUCACUCGACGAAGACCGAGACAAAGAAAGACAGGCUCGCCCUAAAGAAAAAAUAUUCGCAUUUGCAGGAGCAAUUGAAAUGCGCAUCAUCUGAGUAUACUAAGUUAUGUGGAAUCGAGCUUCCGUUUGAGGAACACAGUAGAAACGUACGGCAAUGCCUCAGGCGAUUGAAGGAGAGAGUUGAAUGUCAAUUGUACUAAAUACAGGGAUGCAUUACAUGUGGGAUGAACCGAGAAAUGUUGAAUUUGGUUCGUAUGUUUAAUUAAUCUGAAUUAUCUUAAUGUUGAUGGUGACUAGCAAAAUACAUAAGAUAUGGGCCUGGUUAAUUAUUUUAAGGUUUCGGAAUUAUUGAUAGUUUGGUGUAAUUAGUGUGUUCUGGUCCUGCUUACCGGGAAGUUUAUAUGUAAAGUGUGAGACCCCGCCACUCUCAAAAAC
This is a messenger RNA of Papaver somniferum (opium poppy), 1115 nucleotides long. RefSeq lists its product as uncharacterized. Bases 110 to 880 code for a protein of 256 amino acids. Lineage: Eukaryota; Viridiplantae; Streptophyta; Magnoliopsida; Ranunculales; Papaveraceae. The record is from RefSeq and is a predicted model, not a curated record. The transcript is spliced from 7 exons.